Camelus dromedarius (Arabian camel) is the source of this 1268-nucleotide messenger RNA. RefSeq names its product phosphomannomutase 1 (gene PMM1). Gene Ontology annotation, biological process: protein N-linked glycosylation; mannose metabolic process; GDP-mannose biosynthetic process. Gene Ontology annotation, cellular component: cytosol. Gene Ontology annotation, molecular function: phosphomannomutase activity. The transcript has 8 exons. NCBI's taxonomy places the organism in Eukaryota, Metazoa, Chordata, Mammalia, Artiodactyla, Camelidae. The coding region runs from base 75 to 863 and encodes 262 amino acids. The record is from RefSeq and is a predicted model, not a curated record.
CCGUCUAGCUUCCUCCAGACGCCUCUCCAAGAGGCUGCAUCCUUCAACUCAGCUGAGCGCGCGGAGCUGCAGCCAUGGCGGUCACCGCUGAGGGCGCCCGCAGGAAGGAGCGCGUCCUCUGCCUGUUUGACGUGGACGGGACCCUCACUCCAGCUCGCCAGAAAAUCGACCCUGAGGUGGCUGCCUUCCUGCAGAAGUUGCGAAGUAGGGUGCAGAUCGGUGUGGUAGGUGGCUCUGACUACUCUAAGAUUGCUGAGCAGCUGGGAGAGGGGGAUGAAGUCAUCGAAAAGUUUGAUUAUGUGUUUGCUGAGAAUGGCACAGUGCAGUACAAGCACGGAAGACUACUCUCCAAGCAGACCAUCCAGAACCACUUGGGGGAGGAACUCCUGCAGGACUUGAUCAACUUCUGCCUCCGCUACAUGGCCCUGCUCAGACUCCCCAAGAAGCGUGGAACCUUCAUCGAGUUCCGGAAUGGCAUGCUGAACAUCUCCCCUAUCGGCCGGAGCUGUACACUGGAGGAAAGAAUUGAGUUCUCCGAACUGGACAAGAAGGAGAAGAUCCGGGAGAAGUUUGUGGAAGCCUUGAAAACAGAGUUUGCUGGCAAAGGUCUAAGGUUCUCCCGAGGUGGCAUGAUCAGCUUUGACAUCUUCCCUGAGGGCUGGGACAAGCGCUACUGCCUGGACAGCCUGGACCAGGACAGCUUCGACACCAUCCACUUCUUUGGGAACGAGACCAGCCCUGGUGGGAACGACUUUGAGAUCUACACCGACCCCCGGACCGUUGGCCACAGUGUGGUGUCCCCACAGGACACAGUGCAGCGAUGCCGUGAGAUCUUUUUUCCAGAGACAGCCCACGAGGCAUGACCAGGGACCACACCUGCCCCUUGGGACUUCCAGAAAGCUCCGCCCAGGCCUGAAGAGAGCCCCGGCCCUGGUGUUGAGUAGGGUGGUAGGCCUCUCCUCUGGCCCAGGAUGCCUGCCUCAUGUUACCUGCUGAAGGCCCACCUCAGUGGGCCCAGGGUCUGUGGACAGCUGUCCCCCGCUGGUCAGCACUGAUGGGACUGGCUCCCACCCUCCACCCCUGGCCCUGGAUACAGCUGCUGCUCGUUCUUCUGAACAGAACAGGUUUCUGUCUAUGCAGGAGGCGUGUACGAGCGUUGGUACGAGACAGAGCCCACCCUGCCUGCCCUGGAUGGGGGCAGAGCACUGGGAAGGUGCAUAUUUUCAAGAACUUUAUCUCUCAGAUAUUAAAGUUCCCAUGACAAGGUA